UUAUUUAGUUAAAAAAGGACGAACAAACUUUUUUAAAAAUUGUCCUAAUAACAGACAAUUCGGAAAGUCCAUUAUACUUUUAUUUUAGAUGGCAUUUGCUGGAAAAGUUGUGUUAAUAACAGGAGCUAGCUCUGGUAUCGGCGCUGCGACAGCUGUUCAUUUUGCCCAACUUGGGGCGUCGUUAUUGUUAACAGGUCGUAAUUUGGAGAAUUUAAAGGCGGUUGCUGAAAAAUGCAAACCUAGCAAAUCGUUUAUCGUAACCGGAGAAAUAACUAAAGAAACCGAUGUUAAAAAUAUUAUCGAAUCUACCAUUAAACAGUAUGGUAAAUUAGAUGUUUUGGUCAAUAAUGCUGGCGUAUUGGAACAUGGAAGCAUAGAGACUACUUCAAUGGAGCAAUACGAUAGGGUAUUCAAUGUAAACGUACGUUCUUUAUAUCAUUUAACAAUGCUUGCUGUUCCACAUAUAAGGGAAACUAAAGGUAAUAUCGUAAACGUGUCGAGCGUUUGCGGAUUAAGAUCGUUCCCAGAGGUUCUAUCGUAUUGCAUGAGUAAAUCAGCUGUCGAUCAAUUCACAAGAUGCACUGCUCUCGAGCUUGCAUCGAGACAAGUUCGAGUAAAUGCUGUGAACCCUGGCGUUGUAAUUACGGAUCUUCAUAGGAGGAGCGGUAUGACGGACGCGGAAUUGAAGGAAUAUUUCGAGAAGAGUAAUAAAACCCAUGCGCUCGGCAGGACAGGAGAUGUUACAGAGGUCGCGAAGGCAAUUACAUUUUUGGCACACGACGAUGCUAGUUUCAUAACAGGUGUAACUUUAUCCGUCGACGGAGGGAAACAUGCGAUGUGUCCCCGUUAACUUGUACUCAAAAUACGAAUCAUUGUUAUUGUUAUAUUUAUUAUUGAAGAACCUGUUAUACUUGGAAUGUGAUACAAUAUUAAGAUUUACCU
Molecule: messenger RNA, 942 nt
Organism: Hylaeus volcanicus
Lineage: Eukaryota; Metazoa; Arthropoda; Insecta; Hymenoptera; Colletidae
Product: 3-oxoacyl-[acyl-carrier-protein] reductase FabG-like
Exons: 3
Coding region: 89-850 (253 amino acids)
Molecular function (GO): oxidoreductase activity
Source: RefSeq, a predicted model, not a curated record